Teleopsis dalmanni is the source of this 1801-nucleotide messenger RNA. RefSeq lists its product as uncharacterized. The transcript has 2 exons. The record is from RefSeq and is a predicted model, not a curated record. NCBI's taxonomy places the organism in Eukaryota, Metazoa, Arthropoda, Insecta, Diptera, Diopsidae. Bases 36 to 911 code for a protein of 291 amino acids.
UCUUUUCAAAAUUCCAGUACAAAAAAAAUUGCAAAAUGUAUAUUUAUAUAUUGGCCGCCAUAUUUUAUAUAUUAGCACUUAGGUGUUUAUUAAACUUCGCUGUACGACAUUUCGAUGACGAUGAACUCGAACCGGCCUCUUCUGUCAAAAUAGAAAUUAAUGUAGAACCAGAUAUGGGCGCUAACCAAAAUACAACAAAGAAGAAGCAAAAUGACUUUAGCAAAUCUAAGACUGUAGACAAAAUCGGUAAAAAUAAGAAACUAAAAGAUACGACUAAGACUAAGAAAGGUAAAAAUAAAAACGGAAAAAGUAUACAUAUAUUAACAAAGGAUAAAAAUUUGAGAAGUAAAAGCAGUAAGAAAGCAAAAGUUAUCCCCACAAUCAAAUCAAAAAAAACUAUCAAAAAUCUGUGCACUGUCCAAAGUCUGAACGAUAAUAUCAUAGUUAUGCCUGCCAGAGACAAAACUAGAUCUAAAAAUAAAGUCGUUGUAAUGGUUAAUGAACAAGCCAAGACAGUCAAUGAAAAUAGUUUAGUAAUACCUACUAGGGACGGAACUGGUUCUACCAAAAAAGUCGUUAUAUUAUUAAAUGAAGAGGCACAGAUGUUUAAUGGAAAUACUUUAAUUAAGCCUACUACAAAUGAAACCGGAUCUCCAAAAAAAGUCGUUAUAUUAUUAAAUGACAAGCCCCAGAAAAAUAAUGAAGAUAUCUUAGUUGCGCCUACCGGAGAUGAAACUGAAUCUAGCAAUAAAAUGGUUUUAUUAUUAAAUGACAAGAAAAACGAUGAAAAUAUGUUAACUGUGCCUGAAGAAGAUGAAACUACAUCGAGCAAUGACGACGGUUUAUUAAAUGACAAAUCACAGACGAUCAACGAUAUGAUAUUACCAGAAAGUAACGUAAGUCAAGUCUAAAAUACAUAUGAUGUAGAUGGCCCUCUUAACAAUUUCUAAGAAUAAAAGAGGAGACAAUUUUGUGAAUGAGAAGCAAUCAACAUAUACACCUACGGUUGCAUAUACUAGAUACGACAUGUAGAAAAUUCUAAAUUACGGCAUGCUAAGUAACAUUAGAGUUACUAAAGAUAGUUCUUAAGCUUAAAUUAAAGUAUUGUCAAAUGUUCGGGCUUACAUUAAUAGAAACACAUAAUACCAGAAAAUAUCAGACAUCAAGUCAAAGCUAAACAGUUGAGAAUAUUCAACUCAACCAAACAAUAAAACAUAAGAAGUAAAUUUACGGAAUACCAAAGUGAAAAUUCUAUGUUACAGAAUGCUAUGUAACAGUAGAACGCUAAGUUACCAAAGAUAGUUCUUGAGCUUCAAUUGAAGUGUUGUCAAAUGUUCCAGCUUACAUAUAACAUUAAUAGAAGCAUGUACUACCCGCAAAUAUCUAAUGGCAAGUCAAGUACUUAAGAGUUUACAGUUAAAGUUACAGAUACCCAAACCGGUGAGUUCUGUUUUUUUUUUUUGGUAAUAAUAAAUACGUAUAUUGAAGGGUCUAAAGUAUCAAUGAUAAUCAAGAAAGCAUGUAAUUAUAUAUUGAUCAAUACGAUAAAGUACUGUUGUCUACAUUGAUAUGAGAAAACAAGCAGAGUUCAUCAUAUUUAGUUACGACAUGUGUCAAGUUUUAAGCCAUAGGAAUUGCUAAGUAACAGCAGAAUUAAAUCAAAGUGCUGUCAAAUGUUCCGGCUUACAUAAACAGAAACAAGUACUCCCCGCUAACAUCUGAUAGCAAUCCAAGCGAUUGUCAGUAUUGAACUCAAACAAACCAAAUAGGAUAAGGAAUAAGUUUACAGAAAACCAAGCUG